Diospyros lotus (date-plum) is the source of this 1984-nucleotide messenger RNA. RefSeq lists its product as uncharacterized. Gene Ontology annotation, cellular component: piccolo histone acetyltransferase complex. The record is from RefSeq and is a predicted model, not a curated record. NCBI's taxonomy places the organism in Eukaryota, Viridiplantae, Streptophyta, Magnoliopsida, Ericales, Ebenaceae. The coding region runs from base 327 to 1634 and encodes 435 amino acids. The transcript has 13 exons. Gene Ontology annotation, biological process: regulation of transcription by RNA polymerase II.
UGCAGGCACUUCAAUCAAGCUCCGGGAUUCGGGUUAUCGGGUUAUUGGGUUUCUCUCAAUCUUUGUGUACUCGUCUUCCCUCUUCGAUCCCCUUUCUCGCCAUUAUCACAGGCCUUUAACGACCUUCCCCUUUCUGUUUACUCCUCCAUCUUCCAGUUUAUCACUGUGAACUACAGCGCAACUAGGUUUAGGUUGAACCCUUCCCCAGUUCCCCGUCUUCUUGCGAAGGAUCCUCCCUCUGGCAGUGUGCAACGAGGGUGGUGGCAUGAAAGCACAGCAAAGGAGAGAGAUAGAUAGAGGCUAGGUUGGCUUGGAGAUGAUAUGAUAUGAGUAGACUGUCGUUUAGGCCUCGUCCUCUCGACAUUCACAAGAAGCUCCCGAUUGUGAAAUCUGUCAAGGAUUUUGAGGAUGAAGAGACCCCCACUUCUACCCGAAAUUCCCAGAUACUGCGGCUUGCUGCCGCAGAGGCCGACAAUGAGGUCCAGCAAAUUCCUAGCAAGAAGGUGGCUCCGGAAAUUCCUACUCCACAGUUUGUUUUUGUUGAUACAUAUGAAAGAGAUUAUUCUCGCACUUUUACUCAACCAACAUCAUACAUACGGGCUAGAGGAGCUCGUGCCGAACUUGGGGAUUUUGUUGAGUAUGACUUGGAUAAUGAGGACGAAGAUUGGCUUGAAGAAUUCAACAAAGAGAAGAAGCUUCUUAACCCUGAAAAGUUUGAGAUUAUCAUGUUCAAAUUGGAGGUAUUGGAUCAUAAAGCUCGGGAAAGAGCAGGAGUUAUAACUCCUACUCUUGGCUCACCCAUUCCUGUACUGCUACAAUUUGAUGCUGCUGCUGAGGCCCUAUUGCCUCUGACAAUAAAAUAUGGAGUUGCACAGUCUAUUUAUAACCACUGGAAGGAAAAGCGAGAACGAUGGCAGAAGCCUGUUUUGCGACGUUUGCAGCCGCCACCACCAGUUAAUGAUACCAACCCAUACAAUGUGUUUAGGCCAAGGGAGAAAGCCCACAAACUCCAUACAAGAAGGAUGCAAAGGAGGGAAAACAACGUGCAGUCCUUUGAAAAGCUUCGCCAGGUGAGACGCAACCUGGACCAAGCCAAGACACUACUUGAGGCUUUAAUCAAGAGAGAAGAGAAAAAACGAGAAGUCAUGGAGAGUGAAGUCAGCCUCCAAAGGAUACAAAUGAAAUAUAAGCAUGAAACUGAGCUCCUAGAAGACAGCUUGACCUUGCCUGGAUUGCCAUCCUUCCCUGGCAAGUUUGGUUCGAGCGAGGAGGAAUUUGUGGACUCAGAUGAUGUUGCAAAUAGCUGUCAGCAUACCCGACCUGCUGCUCCUUAUACAGACCCCAAGCUGAUGGCCGGUACUGCAGCCAGCAUGAAACGGGAUUUGAGACGGCAGAAUGCUCCCAAUGGAUGGCUUCAUAAAUUGGAUCCGCGUGAACCAAUUAUGGCAUUCACAAAACCUCUAGUCCCAGGGAAGUUGGCAGCUGCCGGCAUUGUGCCACCUUCAGACCCCUCACCGAUGAAUGGUGGAUCAGGGCAUACGUUUACCUUUCAUGGGAGGAUGGGCCGGGGGGGACGGCUAAUAUUCGACAGAAGGACUCCGUUCAUGCAUACACCAUUCGACACCGGCAACUGAUUUUACAUACCUGUAAAGCCUCGGCCUCCUACCAUAAUUGACCGACUGCAGGCCCUCGAAAGUGAUUUGAGUUUCGUCUUUGCAGUGGUGAGGCGUAGAGAAUUUGUGAGAUUAGUGAAUACCCCGGGGGAGGCCCUACCUAUAAUGGGCAUUUGAUUCAGAGGCAUGGAGGCUGCUCCCACCAUUAGCUUUGCCAAUGAAAAAAUAGUUUUGUCUUUGCUAUAUUUCAAAUCCCUCAAGGGCAAGCAUAAGGAGAAGCAUGCCUUUUGCUUUGCCUCUGCCCAUUUGUACAAUUAUUACAUCCUGUUGUUAUCUUUGUUCCUAAAAGUAAAUUAAAUUAAUUCUCUCUC